AUGUCUACUGCAUACAAGAACUCUUUCUGGGCCUGCUGCACCCCUUUUGAUCUCGGCCUCAAAACAUGCUUCUGCCCUUGCUUUGUCUCUGGCCGCAACCACCACCGCAUUGAAUAUGGCAACGACGAUGACUACUCUAGCUGCAAUGGAUGGUGCUGUGGCUGGUGCGGACUCGCCGUCAUCGGAGGAUUCUCAUUUGUAUUGCAAAUGCUUGAUCGUCAGAAGAUGCAGAAACAACAUGGUCUCGAAGGAAAUGCCUGCACUGGGUGCAUGGGAUCGUGCUGUUGUGCCUGCUGCGAAUUAAUGCAAACCAGCAAGGAACUCGAUUAUAUUCUCCUUGAGAAGAAUGCUGGAACGAAGGGAUACCAAGCUCUACCAGGAAUGGUUGCUAGUCCUCAACCUGGCGCUUUUAGCUGA
Molecule: messenger RNA, 417 nt
Organism: Sclerotinia sclerotiorum 1980 UF-70
Lineage: Eukaryota; Fungi; Ascomycota; Leotiomycetes; Helotiales; Sclerotiniaceae
Exons: 3
Coding region: 1-417 (138 amino acids)
Source: RefSeq, a predicted model, not a curated record